GUUGCGUCAGUGAGUGGGCGGAGUCGACUAAUGGCUGACGGUUCACGGGGUGAAUUAAAAUUGACAUUCAACUAAAGGACAACAAUCGUGUGAAUAUUCGACGCUUGUACUGUCAUAAGGAUCGAGAAGGUGUACUUACAUAUGGAUACGAUCUGAAAACGCACGUAUUUAGCGUUUUAGGAAGAAAUUAAACGUCUGUUGUUGUUUUUUUCCGUUGGGUCUGCGCGAGUCCAUGUUGACGUUCGCGUGUUUUCUUUGUUGUGAGUGUUUUUUGUAAAUAUCAAUCUAUCGUUUUUACACGUAUUGGUGCGUGUUUUGUCGAGUCGUACCGUUUAAACAGUGUAAACUCGCUGAUGCACACGCAUAGUGUCAAUCGCAGGGUGUGUAAAGCAACUAUAUGAAUUUUCGCUUUGUAAUUCAGCAAGCAAGAACGCAGAUAUCCAAAUUCAACAUGGGAAAAGUUUUUCUUGAGCAAGGCUGAAAAAGACGUAACCAGAUCGAACUUUACAGGCUACUUGCAUUAAGAAGUCCGGGGUUGCCAAGUUUGGGAGUUGCUGAAGGAGCAUUCGUGAUCUCAGAAGGGACUGCGGAACAUUAGGAGUAAUGGUGGUCAAUACGAUCCACUGGUUCAGGAAGGGCUUAAGGCUCCAUGAUAACCCAUCUCUGCGGGACUCUAUAAUAGGAGCCGAUACCCUGAGAUGCGUUUACAUACUGGACCCCUGGUUUGCAGGAUCGUCCAAUGUGGGAAUCAACAGAUGGAGGUUUUUGCUGCAAUGUCUUGAAGACUUAGACGCCAGCCUUCGCAAACUUAACUCCCGCCUCUUUGUCAUCAGAGGACAACCAACGGAUGUCUUUCCGAGACUUUUCAAGGAGUGGAAAAUCACCAGGCUGUCAUAUGAGUACGACUCCGAGCCCUUUGGGAAGGAUCGUGAUGCAGCCAUUAAGAAGCUGGCCACCGAGGCAGGGGUGGAAGUCUUCGUCAGGAUCUCCCACACACUCUAUGAUCUGGACAAGAUCAUUGAGUUAAAUGGAGGACAGUCUCCUCUCACCUAUAAACGAUUUCAGACACUCAUUAGCAGAAUGGAUCCUGUGGAAAUACCAGCGGAGACUAUCACGGCUGAAGUCAUGGGCAAAUGCGCCACACCAGUCAACGACGACCAUGAUGACAAGUUUGGCGUUCCCUCGCUGGAAGAGCUCGGUUUUGAAACAGAUGGGCUGUCCUCGGCUGUGUGGCCUGGGGGAGAAACUGAAGCUCUGACUCGACUAGAGAGACACCUGGAGAGGAAGGCUUGGGUGGCUAAUUUUGAGCGUCCCAGAAUGAAUGCUAAUUCCCUGCUGGCCAGCCCCACAGGCCUGAGCCCUUAUCUCCGGUUUGGCUGCCUCUCCUGCAGACUUUUCUAUUUCAAACUCACAGACCUCUACAGAAAGGUCAAGAAAAAUAGCGUCCCUCCACUGUCUCUUUACGGUCAGCUGCUCUGGCGUGAGUUCUUCUACACGGCUGCCACCAACAACCCACACUUUGACAAAAUGGAGUUCAAUCCCAUCUGCGUGCAGAUCCCGUGGGACAGGAACCCCGAAGCUCUGGCAAAAUGGGCAGAGGGCCGGACUGGUUUCCCGUGGAUUGAUGCCAUAAUGACCCAGUUGAGGCAGGAGGGGUGGAUCCACCAUCUGGCCAGGCAUGCUGUCGCUUGCUUCCUCACACGUGGAGACCUGUGGAUCAGCUGGGAAGAGGGCAUGAAGGUGUUUGAGGAGUUGUUGCUGGAUGCUGACUGGAGCGUCAAUGCUGGAAGCUGGAUGUGGCUUUCGUGCAGCUCAUUCUUCCAGCAGUUCUUUCACUGUUACUGUCCAGUGGGCUUUGGUCGACGUACUGACCCAAAUGGAGACUAUAUAAGACGCUAUUUGCCCAUAUUAAGGGGCUUCCCUGCCAAAUUCAUCUAUGACCCUUGGAAUGCCCCAGAAAGUGUUCAGAAGAUCGCAAAGUGCAUAAUCGGAGUGCACUACCCCAAACCCAUGGUUAAUCACGCUGAGGCCAGCAGGAUAAACAUCGAGCGAAUGAAGCAGAUCUACCAGCAGCUGUCCUGCUACCGGGGCCUUGGGCUCCUUGCAACUGUUCCAUCCAACACAACCAACAAUGGAGAUGGUAACGGAGCAGGUCAUUCCUCAGGAGACAACACACAGGAAUGCCCUCAGAUUACAGUACACCCAUCACCAGCAAAUUCCCAAUCGGAGUUCUCACCGUUUCCAGUGUCAUGUGAUCAACAGUCUAUAAACAUUGUGCAACCACGACCAGGUUACUCAGGUGUUGGUAUGGUUGGACAAGCUCACAAACAGUCACAGAGAGGAAGAGGGACAACUACUUUAAAACGACACCAUGAAGACAGAGCUUCAAGCUGUACAUCGAAGAUUCAGAGGCAUGACAGUAACUAGCUGCAGUGGAUGCAAGGAUUUACACACACCCCUCCUCAGACUAGUGUUUGGACCUGUCCUGAACCGUAGCACGAAGGACAAUGUCUCUGCAUGCCAUAUUAACUCAUCCAUGCUUAGCUUUACCCGUUAUGCUUUAUGCCAUGAUGUCAUUCUGCUUGUAGAGCUCGAGUUAGCAUUGGGGUCAAACGCGGUGGCCCGGGAAACUGUAAACUAAGCCGUUCGACAUGAUAUAAUGUGUGUAGUUACAGCAUUUAAGAUGUCUACGUUUUUGCAAGCUUGUGGAGGAAAGUGUUUUGUAGUAUUCACGCCAUCCAAAUGUCAGAUGUCAGUUUCUCUUUCCAAGUGUGUGUGUAUCUAGCAUACCAUUUUAUGUCCUUGUGUGCAAUGUUGUUUUUUUCUUUUUGGCAAUAACUGUUUUAAAAAAAGCUAUGUAAUAUUAAGAGGGAUUUAUUUGGAAAUUCAUAUCUUAAUCUGGGGCAUACAGGCCACUAAUUGAGAAUCUAUAAACUAGUCGCAAAGAAUUUGAUUGAUUUAUAUGUUCAAUUCUAUUUAUAAGUAGACACGUUAAAUGUCUCAAGUCCAGAGCAAAAAUCUGUGUAUUUAGUCAGAUUUUUGCGUUUUGUAAUGGAGUAACUAUGAUUGAGGCCUGUGGCUCUUAAGCACAAGUGGAUUUGUUUAAAAAACAAACAAAGCCUACUAUGUAUAUAAGCGUAUAUUGUAAGUAAUUCAGUCUGCAAACCAUUGUACAUAACUUUUUCUUGCUUAUUUACAGACUUGCUGUUAUAUUUUUUAUAUGAGAGACAAUACCUUUUUUUGAAUGUUGUAAUGUCUUCUUUAUAAAUCAUCAUUAAAACAUGAUAGACCUGU
Molecule: messenger RNA, 3294 nt
Organism: Labeo rohita (rohu)
Lineage: Eukaryota; Metazoa; Chordata; Actinopteri; Cypriniformes; Cyprinidae
Gene: cry1b
Product: cryptochrome circadian regulator 1b
Exons: 13
Coding region: 604-2427 (607 amino acids)
Biological process (GO): entrainment of circadian clock by photoperiod; circadian regulation of gene expression; negative regulation of DNA-templated transcription
Cellular component (GO): nucleus; cytoplasm
Molecular function (GO): FAD binding; DNA binding
Source: RefSeq, a predicted model, not a curated record